ACCGCGCAUCCUUAUUAUCCUGGUCGAAGCUACCCUGCAUCCGCCAGCAGACCCGCCCGUAGCCAGUUUGGUUUCUUUCGGGAAGACCGCUUUAACAGCCACGGAUUUGCCGGCCCUCGCCCAGCUUCCAACUCAAGGCCGACUGUUCCCGAGAGGCUGCGCCAGCCGACGCGGGUUGCCGCGGCGGCGGCGCCGGCGCGCGCCAUGGCCGCGGCGCGCGCCGCCCUUCUCCUGGCCUUGGCGUGCGGCGCGAUGGCUGGCGUGGGUACGGCGGGGACACCGGCAGCACUCCUGGACGCGCAGGCGGCCGAGGCCAACGCAAGCAGGAGCAGGGUCCAGCAGGCGAGCCCUCCCCCCGCCCCGGGGAGGGCAGGUUCGGAGGCGCAGGUGCAGGCGCACGUCGAUUUUGCCGUGGGCUGCGUGCUGUUAGGCGCGGUGACCUUCAUCAUGACCCUCUUCUCGGGGGCGGACAGAGCCCCCAACAGUGACACGUCGGUUACUGAAUUGUCCGUGUUCGGUUCUCGAGAGGGCGCCGAGGCCGUUAUUUUCCAGGCUUGCGCCCGCCAGGUUUGGGCCUCAGGUCGUUUUCUCUAAAUCACGUUUUACUAAAGGGUGGUCUGUCCAUCCCCGAUCUUCUACUUCCUGAACAGCAAGGACCCGGACAGGCGCAACUACUCUUGGGCCAUCGUCAGCUCGGCCAUCGUCACGUUCUGUGGCGUGCUGGUCACGAGUGCGUGGAACGGCUUGAACAAGUAUUUCUAUAGCGAAUAUACAGGGAGUGCACCUGGACAGAAUGCACAGGCCCUGCUCUGUCUGUGGGCAUACCUGGGUUGGUACUUGGCGCUGCAGGUGGUGCUCGCCUAUCUGUCUGGCGCCAUAGGGCAGGCGCCGAAAAGUGUAGACAGUAUGGUCUCGGAGUGCAAGUGCUGGGCGACGCUGAUGAGCAUGAUCACCGGCAACUCGUGCAUGAGUUUCUGGGGCCUUGUGCAAAUUUCUGCCCGCACGGCAUACCCCGAAAGCACUCUUGCCAUCUUCCUGGUCAUUCCGAUCUGUGUGAUCUGUCAGUUGGUCCUGUUUUGGGUGUCCCACCGCGCGCGAUACUGGACCGCCUUGGCCGACGAUGGCAAGAUGGACCAGUACGAAGCGCUGUGGGACAAGUUUGUGGCAGAUCUGGAGGGGAGCGUCCUGAACAUGUCGGUGUCGCACCUCUCCAUCCAGGCCGUCCGCGCGGUGAUUUCUGGUGACAUGCCGCUGUUCAACGGGACGAACCCACGAGGUUUCCACGCCCAAUUGAUGGAUGCGUAUGAGCUGUUCCUCAUGGCCUUAGUGUUUGGGAUCACCAUGGUUGUCGUCAACUUGAUACACAUACGAUUCCGCGGCAUAGAGUUGAAAGUUACGAAAAGCCGAUUGAAGGGCACCCUCGGCAAUUGCAUCGCGUUCUGUGUCCUAUGGGGCCUGAAUUGGUCUAUUGGAAGAACUUGGGGCGUCCAUGGCGUGGUUGGCGGCAUGGUAUUGGCCCUUGUGGUGACUAUGUUGGGCAUGUUUCUGAUCGUCGUUCUCGACCAGCUUGCGGACCUCGAGUGCACAGGCGAGACGUUCGAUGAGGAGCUCUACGCUUUCUGCCCGUGCAUCGCGAUCCUAAUCGGGUUUUCGUGGAAGCAGGCGUUCACGACCUCCGUCGGGACGCUGACGCAGCAAACACACUACCUCGACCCAGCCAUCGAGACAUUGAUAUUGACAGCCUGCCUCGUCACGGUUGUCAUCCCCGCCUGGAAGUGGUACAUACUUCCCGUCAUCUUGGAGCCCGAGCUGGCAGCCAUCAAGAAGACCAUGCCGGACGUGGAGAACCUCGAGGGCGAGAACGCCGUCAGGCUUGCCAUCGCGGGCACCGCCCAGUACGACGUGAAGGCGAUGCAGGAGGCCGAGGAGCAGAGGGACCCCUCCCGGGCAGCGGGGCUCCACGCUGCGCUGCUGCAGAAGCGCGACACCUCGGCCCCGGGCGAUGAGCUGCUCAGACGGCGCAACGAGGAGCUCGAGAUGGCGAUCGCCCGCAUCCACGGCCUCUGCUCGGCCGCCGGCGGCGCGCGGGUGUGACGGGCCGCUGGGCGUGUCGUGGGCGUCUGCGCCACCCGACUCAGCGUGUCAGAGGUGGGCCCCUGAGGGACGGGGGCUCAAGGAUAGGAGUUGAUCCAAGGGUGGAUUCGACGUGCAACAUUUGCGAGACAAUUUCUUACAUGGUGUUACUGCGCGCCGAGUGGACACACGUCCACCGCACCAGCACCCAUUAUCUCCCGGCUUCCCCUCCUCGUUGCGCCCUCUCUGACAAUGCGCUCCUUGACUUUGUGAUCGCCCCCAGCGUAUCGCAUGCGAAGAUGCACUCAUUAAUCGAUUGACGUUGCGCGCCGAGUGGAGCACGUCCACCGCGUCGACAACGAAUAUAAGUUGUCUCGUUGCAUGCCGAGUGGGAAGCGUCCACCGCGCCGGCAAUAGUUCUUCUUCUGCCACGGUGACUGUGCUUCUAUUGGCCCAACAAAAUGAGAAUGCAGGGAUAGGGGCGAUUGGGGUUCAUCGCGUAGCAUCAGUGGGGACUUAGAAGGAGG
Messenger RNA from Prorocentrum cordatum, 2600 nucleotides. The record is from the annotation of a GenBank genome assembly. NCBI's taxonomy places the organism in Eukaryota, Dinophyceae, Prorocentrales, Prorocentraceae.